Lonchura striata (white-rumped munia) is the source of this 6649-nucleotide messenger RNA. RefSeq names its product small integral membrane protein 10 like 3 (gene SMIM10L3). The record is from RefSeq and is a predicted model, not a curated record. NCBI's taxonomy places the organism in Eukaryota, Metazoa, Chordata, Aves, Passeriformes, Estrildidae.
CGGCGCCCGGGCGCGGCGCGGCCGCGGGAGCGGGGGCGGGUUUAUGGCGGCGGCUCUGGCCGCGCUCGCUGCCAGGCUCUCCCAGUCGGCCGCGGCCAGGUCCUACGGCGUGUUCUGCAAGGGGCUCACCAGGACCCUCCUCAUCUUCUUCGACCUGGCCUGGAAGCUCCGCAUCAACUUCCCCUACCUCUACAUCGUCGCCUCCAUGAUGCUCAACGUGCGGCUGCAGGUCCAUAUUGAGAUCCAUUGACUUGUGAUUUGGUGUGCUGCUUCCGCUGUAUGCUGUAACUGGAGUCUGUCACACUCUUCAAAUCCAGCCUGCUGUGAAGUAGCAAAGCUGUGCUUGUGUGCUCUAGGACUAUGAAGGAAGAAGAUUUUAUCCAGAAACGAGGAUGUGAUGAUGGCCCAGAUCAGCACAAGCCAGCAGCUCAUCUGACACACGUGCAUUCCAUGUUGGACAGUUCUCAAAAUCAUAGUAGCAGUUUACAAGAAUUAUAUAACACCAGGAAUUCUUCUCUCUUUAAUACUAUACCUCUGUCUUCUGUUGGCAAGGAAAUGCCUCUGAGCUUCAGUGAAUCAGCAGGGACGAACUCAAAUGCAGCUGCUCCUUGGAAGGAUUCAUUUCAUCUGCAUUUUUCUUCUGGGAAAGACAAUCUCAAUAGGGUUUCUCACUGCAUUGGUGGCAUUUCAGUAACAGGCUGCCUGGAAGAAGCUUGCAGCAUUUCUGGAGACUUCAGCUCAGACUGCCCAGGAGACAACUUUGUAUGUUUUGCACAAUUCUGGCUGGGAAAUUUGCAGUAUAAUAAAAACCUGUGGUUUCUGGAAUUAGAAAUGAGCAGUAGCAAAGAGAAUGAAUUGCAGUUUGUAUUUUUUAAAACAUUGGAGUUUGGUGGACUUCCUGAUUCCUGUUACAAUCCAGUUGCCUCUCUGAACAACUCUGCUUCAGGACUCUCAAACAAUCAGAAACCAUGUAUUUUGUUUUAUUGCUUAAAACUUGUAUCUUCAGAGCAAACACUUGGAUAUGAGCAAAUGCUUAUGAAUAUACAGUAUGUGGCUAAUAAUUUUCACAUCAUACAGCUGGUAAUCUCUGUGCUAGCUUUUGCACUAGCAGGUCUCUGGUAUGCAGUAGUGAAGGGAAAAAAGUACUGAGAUUUUAAUAACUACUGUUUUUAAUAUUAGCAGAAAAUAAGAGAGACAAGGUUACAGUUCAGGUUUUAGUGAGAAUUAGCUGAAGUAAAAACCAUAGUUCUAUAAUUGCUAGUUAAACUGGCUAAUGGAAGAAUAGGGACUUUUUUUUUGUAAGGAAUAGCUGCAUCUGAGUGUAAAGAACUUCAUAAUCUUCAGACUCUGGGACUUCUGCAGGUCUGCUGUUAACACUAAAAUCCAAUUUGAUUAGCACAGAUCCUUUGUUUCUACAGAGUUUGUAUUAGUGGAGUGUUCUGGCUACUACUAUUUAUACCCAUUUCCAAUGAAACUUUGUCUUGUAGAAUUGAAUUCCUGCUCUGAAUCCAACAGUAACUGAUGUAUCAGUCCUUAGAACACUUUGAACUGGGAAGCUGUUGGGAGGGUGGUCUUCAAUACAACAUAAUUCUCAGCAGUGUUCCUUUCCAAGGAUGGUACUACUCUAAUUUAACAAUACCUUGUGAGCUUUAUUGUGCUACAACAGACACUGUAAACAACUUUCUAAAACAUGUUUUUUUCCUUGAAAGAGGGAUUGUUAUUGCUGAAAUACAAUAAGAGCUUCUGGGCCUGUUGACUUUGGGACAGGCUUGUGAUAAUGAGGUUUGCCAAAGAACGGGGCAAGAAUGCUGGAAUCCAUAGAGCUGCUGGUGAAUAGAAUUUUGAGGAACAGGCUCCUGAUGGCACUUUAGUGGAGAAGCUCAUUCUGCAAUAGGUCAAACUUUGAACUUGAUGUCCAAAAUUCUCAGCAGGGGCAUUGCUGUAGAUCAGCUUAAUGUGCUCUAAAGGCUCACAUAAAGAGGGAGGUAUUGGUGUGUGGGUUAGGAUGCAUCUUCAGCUUCCCCUUGACUCUGACUUAAAAGUGAGGACUUCAUGUGGAGUAAAGUGGUUCACACACUAGGUAUCCAUGCCAGUAAUUCACACACUGGGUAUCCUUUUUUGCCAGCUAAUCUUGCUUCAUUUUGGAAAGAGAGGAAGUGAUGUUGCAUUUAGUUUGAACUGAACUUAGCUGGAAAGCCAGUAGUUUCCAGUGUGGUGGUUAUUGACGUGUUGGCACACAUGUGUAGAGAAGUCCUUGAUUAUGAAGAUGAGAAGCUCAUUAUCAGUCUUAGGGAGAGAAGAGUUGACAUUUUUAAAUCUUAUUUGAGUGCUGAAAGUAAGACAUAUUACUUUUUAUGUUGAGUGAUACUUUGUGUUUUCAUUAUCCCCAUUGGCUGAUUGUUUCUUUUGGAUGCUAAAAGAGAUGAAAUGCCACUUACUUUAAUUUAGAAAAUAACUUCUCCCUGGUGUGCAUUUAAAUGAUUGUUUAACUUGGGGACUUUUGACCAUGCAAUUACCUGUCAAAGAGUGACAGAAAGCCCCAGAAUAAUACUGGUUUAUGUAUCACAAGUAAUUACUCUGACAGCAGCAGUUCCCUCUUAGUCAAGCUAUCCACUCUCAUCUCCAUUGCUGUAAUUUAUCAGCCUUGCAGUGAGUGGUAUUAGCACAAGUUAACACAUGGUGUUGCAGAGGUUCAAGAUUCCUCAAGUGAUGUGGAUCUGACGUGCCAGAACACCAGAAACAGACACUUCUCCAAAUGUCUGUGGCUUGGAGUUAUGGUGUUAAGCUGCUGUCUGCCUGUAUCUUGACCCAAAAAACACUUGGCAGAGGAAGGAAGGCUGGGAGGAGUUGGAGCCUGUUUAAGCUGGCUUGAUUGCUAAAUACAAUGUUGUGCAACUCCAUAUUAAUCUCUAUGCAGCUCUAUGGGUACAGCCAUACCCUCCCUGUAUGGUGAGCCGCCUUACCUUCAGAUGUGCAUGAACACAGUCCUGCACCCAAAACUUGAGUGCUUGGACUUCCUGUACAAAGGAUCAAUCAGAACAGCUGUACCUGCAGUUGUUACUUGAGACCUUGUUUGUACAGCUGACUGGUUUGGCCUGGAACAUUCUCUGCUGAAUGUCAUUUGGGAACUACAUGUUUUGGGAACCAUAGUUCUAUACAAGAACUUGUAGGUAAGGUUGUCAGGUUAAUAGGCAAGAGGAGUAGCUAAAGGCAUAAACGUGCAGUUUUUAAUGCACCUUUUUUCAUGGUGAUUUCAAAGGGGGGGGUGAGUGAAACAUGAGAGACACCAACAAUAAACUAGAAUUUAAAUGUGUGUACAGCAGAGUUCCAAGGAUUUCCUCCUUAUCAAUGACAAGCCUAUGGUGGAGAAAAUCUUGGAAUAUUGAAUUGUGUUACAUAUCACAGUCAGUCCUGUUUUAAGCAAAGUCUUGUUUGAGUGUGUGGCCUUUCAUCACUUAUUACAGGAUCACUUUAAAUACAAUACAGCUAAGUAAAAUGAUGGAUGUUUGUUGUGUAUUAUAUUUAUAUUGACCAUAAGAUGCAAAGAAUACUUAAAUAAGUGGAUUUAAUCAAUUUUAAGAUAGUUUAUGUACCUUGCCUUCAAUUUUAUUGCUUAAAACCUAGAAGGUAAUUUUAACUUGAACAUUCCUUCUGAAAUUCAAAUAAAGCAUAGCUUGGUAUGUUAAAAUCUCAUGUAAUAUACUGCACUUUAAGCCUGGGGAGGCCAUGGAUCAAAAGUGCUGUUCUUUCACUAACAGAACUGCCUGCCCUGACUGAGACAAUGUUUAAGUGGUUUUUCCUGUCUGGAGGGAGAAUAAGGAACCUGAAGGAUGGCAUCCAUCCUUUGAAACUAUAGAUAAAUCUAACACUAUGUGGUUUAGGCCACUGUUCUAUAGGUUUUUUAUAUUAACUCAUCUCAAAAGAUGGAAGGUGUCUUGGCCAAGAACCAGUUUGUGUGGAGUUUCAUGGCUUCACUGUGUCCAAUAUGGAAAACUUUCCUGAGUUACUGUGCUGUUAGGGCUGUCUCAGAUGAUUAUUACAGUAGAGAAAAAUAACAUUCUUAGUAGGGGUAAAGGACCUUCAUACUCAACCAGGAGUUGCCUUUGUAUUUCUGUACUUCUGUCUCUCAUCCUUCUCUAGGAAGAGGUUAUUUUUAAGCAAAAUGUCAGGGUUCUACUAAACAACUUGUGCUAUCUAAUACUUCAUUGAUUAGUGUCCAAAUCCUUCCUGCACUACAUAGUGAAGUUCUAUUUCUGCCAUUAGAAAAUAAAUAAGAAUAUACUCAAUAUUAAGAGGAUUUCCUACUAGUUACACUUGAGUGAAAAUUUACUAUGUAGUGUACUGCUAUGAAAAUAAAAUAUACUUUUAAAUGUAUGCACAGAGUUCUGCAUGUAGAUAAAAAGUGUUUUACCACAGUAUGAUGUUGGGAUGCUUACGCAAAUGCUUGUUUACUUUCUGACGCUGCAGUGCAAAACGCAGUGGAGCUGGUGGUGUCACUUCUCCGUGUGGUUUUCAGCCAGUGCAAGCUCAGCUACUGUGUGUCUGCAUCAUCCUGCACAGGGGACAGCUCUAGCUGAAGACAUGUUUUAGCCUUUUGCUUUUCCAGUGUUAGGUUUGGUUUUGCUGUUGUGUGAGGUUUGGUGGUUUGUUGUUUGUUUGUGGUUUAUUUCAUUUUUUUUUUUUAAAUUUAUCAAUAGGACUGUAAAGACAGCACUUUCUUAAACUUUGCCAAAGUUUGCUUCUUUUCUCCUUCUCUCCACCUCUGCCCCUUAUACGAAUACACAUUUAAUUUUUAGAAGAAGCAAGCCUGUGUGUACUCUCCUAAUAUAUAAUCUUAUUGUCAGGUUGCUCCUUUCGUUUUUAUGGCCUGGUCAUGCAUAUAUUUCUCUCCCUAUAAUUUCCUGGCAUAAGCAUACACUGAUAUUUUGUUCCACCUCAAAACCAUUGUCCUGUAAUUAAUUAUGCACAACAAAUUGACAGCAAUCAUGUAGAGAUUUAAGAGUCCAUAGUCUCUCAUUAGGGUGUAUGACAGGUGGUAUAACUUACAGAUCAAUAUGUAGUCAAUGUGACACAUUUCUGUUUUUUCCUCUUCAAAACAGCUGCUUCAGUUAAAAUCCAAUAUUUAAUUUGAGUAUGUGGUACCUCUUGACAGCUGAGAAUUGCAGCUAGAACCAGGGGAUUAUAAAAUACAUUAAGGUUAGGACUUAGUGUAACUUUUCAAAAAAUUAAGGAGUACAUUAAAGAGUACAUUAAUAUUUUGAAACUUUUUUUCCCCCCAAGAGUGCACAGAAUAAAAUGUGUCCUGCUACUUGUUUCUGUGUGAUGCACACCCAGUAACUGGGGGUGGGGAGAGAGCCCUUCUUAGAUUGCAGAGCCUCUAAUCCUCAAGGAAGAGUUGCACUUGAUAGAACUUCAAAAUAAACCACAUGUUGCCUAUGAAAGUACUGAUAGUUAUGAUCAACUGUCAUACUUAAAUUACAAUAUCAUAGGUAUCACUCUCCUGACAGUGUGAAAACAAGAAUAAUAAAUACAGAAGUGCUAGAAUUAAUGUUGUUCUUUACCAGCCUGCACCGGUAAGAGCAAAUCCUAUUGUACUUUGAAAUUAAUUCUCAACUGCAUCCCAAAAUCUUAAUUAUCAUAGUAUUUUUGGAAGUAGUGAUACAAGAUUCAAACUAAGAUGGUUAUUUCAUUGUUAAUGAUGAAACAAAUUUAUAAGUUAAAAUAUUUUAGAAAAUGACAAGAGGGACUUCCACAAAGAAAAUCUGCCUUGAAAAGGUUUAUUUCAUUUGUGUGAUCUCUAUAUAUGUAUAGUCUGUUUUGCAAAUUCCUUCCUUAUUUGUAGAUAGUAUAAACCUGAUAGCAAAAGUGGUCAAAACCCGAACUUGCAAAAGUAUCAGUGUUUAACUUUCUGUAUGUAGUCAAUUUUAGCUAUUAUCAAACAUAAUACCUAAAUGUAAUUUAAGCUUUUAUUCUUGAAAGUAGGGAAAUCAAAUACUUAGUGCCUGAUUCACCACUUGAAGUUAAGUGAAACCAUUUCUUGAAAAUGGGUUCUGUUACCUGAUGGUGACUAAUUUUCAAUGCUGAUACUCAACAUUUCCUGUAAACUGUGAUGACAUCCCUGCAGAACAAUUUUAGUGUAUGGCCUUGGUCUUUGGCCCUAUUUUGUUUGUAUUAUUAUUUUUUUAUUGCAAUGUGGGAGGUGGAGAAGGCUGGCACAAACCAUUUAUUUUUUGUUCCAGAGAAAGACGUUUACAAUUUCGUAUGUAUUUUAAAAAUGAAUUGUGAUACUUUUUACCUGGGAGAGAAGUUUCCAUAGUAGACUUGGAACCUGAACAGAGACUUUGGAAUAUCAGGAGUGCUCCCCAAGCUGCCAGAAGCUGUUGAGGGCGAAGCUGCUCACUCACACCACAGGAGGGAGUUACACAUCAGUCUUUGGAGUAUUUUCAGUUAUGGCAUUGUUAGUACAUCUUAGUACAGUGCACUUCAGUUUGCCUUGUCUUACGGAUUGUCACUGCAAAUAGGUUAAUGUACAAAAUCAAUACACGAUGGUAAUGUAUUUUAACUGUUUACAUUUGAACUCAGAGUACCAAUGGAUGGGUUUUGUCAAGCUAUUUAAAAACAGAAAUAAAAUCUUUUUUAAAAGACAAAA